AUGAGCACUUCUCUCUCAAGCUCUUCAACACAGCAUGCAAUUCCUUCGUCGAUAUCAAUCCAUUCCCAUCCUAAUCCUAACUCAGAUCAAAAGCCAUCAAUGUACCUACAGGACAAGGAAGAGGUGAAAAAGGUGUUCAAUCACUUCGACGCCAACGGCGACGGCAAGAUCUCAACGACGGAGCUCGUAUUAGUCAUGAAAGCUCUCCAAUCCAACACAUCGGAAGACGAAGUGAGGCAGAUGAUGGAGGAGCUCGACGCUGACCUCGACGGCUUCAUUAGUCUCGAAGAGUUUGCUAGUUUUUGCAAGGGUCGCGAUGACACUGCCGGAGCUACCGGAGACAACGGCGGUCUAGCAGGGCUGAAGGAUGCCUUCGAGUUGUAUGAUCAGGACAAGAAUAGAGUGAUCUCAUCUUUGAGAUUGAUGAGAGAGAGAACGAGAGAAAAGAGCAGUGAGAGAGAGAAAUAG
Camellia sinensis is the source of this 468-nucleotide messenger RNA. The record is from RefSeq and is a predicted model, not a curated record. NCBI's taxonomy places the organism in Eukaryota, Viridiplantae, Streptophyta, Magnoliopsida, Ericales, Theaceae.